AAAGGACACAGACGAGAGAGGAUUAAAAUAAACCAACGAUUAGGUUUAUUAAAAUACGGUUUGAAGAAAUCGACAGCCAUAUGGAGAAUGUUUCCUUGUUCGUUGUGUUUUUGUUCUUGAACGGUGUGUUUGGUGAUACAGUUAGUGAGUCUGUGUCAGUGAUGGAGGGAGAUUCUGUCACUCUACACACCAGUCUUACUGAAGUAGAGAAAGGGCAUGUGAUAGACUGGAGGUUUGGACCAAACAGCAUUCUCAUAGCUAGAGUCAACAGCGUAGCUAAUACAGCAAAUGUGUAUACUGAUGUUAUUGGUGAGAGUUUCAGAGGCAGACUGCACAUAAACCAGCAGAUUGGAGAUCUCAACAUCACAAACAUCAGAACAGAACAUUCUGGACUUUACAAACUAAGCAUCCAUGGCAAAAACAUAGACAUGUUAUACAAUGUCAGUGUGGUGUCUGAUAAAAGAGAUGGGCUUGAGAUUGUGCCGGUAAUGAAGGGAGAUUAUGUCAUUCUACACACUGAUGCUGCUGAAAUACAGAAAUAUCAUCUGAUACAGUGGAUGUUUGGAAACACUGUGAUAUGUACAUUUAACAAAACGUACCAAGUUCCGCCAAUCUUAAACAAAUUAGAGGUGGAUCGUGACACUGGAUCUCUCAAAAUCAGGAGCAUUAGAACAGAACAGUGUGGGACUUAUAACCUACAGAUGAUCAGCAGCACUCACACCAUACAGAAGAGAUUCAAUAUUACUAUUUUUGAUGCAGUGAAGUCUGUAUCAGUGAUGGAGGGAGAUUCAGUCACUCUAGAAUCUGAUAUUACUAAAAUAUAUGAUGAGAUACAGUUUGAAUAUGACGACUCCAUUAUAGCGAAAAUCAGUAGAGCUGCCCAAAACUUCUCUACAUUUGAUGUUCCUGAUGGUAGAUUCAGACACAGACUGAAGCUGGACAAUCAGACUGGAUCUCUGACCAUCACAAACAUCACAAAUCAACACACUGGAUUCUAUCAUCUACACAUCUUCAACAGCAGACACACUGUACACAAGAGUUUCGUUGUUAAUGUCUGCAAUGUAGUGAAAUACAUAACAGUGAAAGUGGGAGAAUCUUUUACUCUAGACACUGGUGUUACUGAUAUACAGAAGUAUGGUCAGCUGCUGUGGAAGUUUGGAGGUAAUGAUACUCUCGUAUCAAAAAUCAAUGGAACACAUCCGGUCUUUUCUACACAUGAGAGAUUCAAAGACAGAAUCCUUUAUCAUGAAAAUGGAUCUCUCACCAUCAAAGAUACUAGAUUUGAACAUGCUGGGUCUUAUCGCAUAGAAAUGAGCAGCAGCAGGAACACCUUACUUAAGAGAUUCAGUGUUCUUGUCACUGCUUCUACAGUAUCAGACCUUGAACACCCAGGCUCUAUAGCAGCAAUGGUUUUUGGUAGUGUUCUGAUUCUAACUUUUGGUUGCAUCAUCUAUUGCAAAAUCUCUAAAAGGGAAUGGAAUAGAAUCCGACAAAGGGCUGUCCAGCAAUGAGGAAAAAUACAGAAGUCGCAUGAUCUGAGGGGAUCCCAGCAAGAUCACUUUGCAGCUAUUAUAACAUAAUUUAUAUUUGAAGUAAAUUAACAAACCUUGCCAUCUUCAUAUACCUCAGAACAAAACAUUUGUUUGUCAGU
Cyprinus carpio (common carp) is the source of this 1651-nucleotide messenger RNA. RefSeq lists its product as uncharacterized. Bases 81 to 1511 code for a protein of 476 amino acids. NCBI's taxonomy places the organism in Eukaryota, Metazoa, Chordata, Actinopteri, Cypriniformes, Cyprinidae. The record is from RefSeq and is a predicted model, not a curated record. The transcript is spliced from 8 exons.